CAACAACACAGCGAACACAAUCACUUUGUUUUCCAUUGACAUUUCAUUGUAUAUAUACAGAUAUACAUAUAUGCCAGCUGAUUCAUGAUUUUGACUGGCUGAGAUAAACUGUCUGCCGGUCUGUCUCGUCCCGACUCCUGACACAUUCAUUACUAUGGGACAGAUGGAGAUUGAAUUUCAAUAUUGAAACAAUGUUGCAAAUGUUGGAGAGAACGAGAGCAAGGUUUAUACAAAUCUCCGCUGUUGAAAACCAAAUGCUAGUAUAAAAGAAAUGGAAGAUAAUGUCUAGAUGGUUUUUAUAGUGGACAUCAAGUUUAUAAAUUGCCUGGCUGGGCUGAUGAGAUGGUGGAUUGUGCAGUGAGCUGGAACAGAGUAAAUAGGCAUUUCAACAUCAUUGUUUUAGCUGGUGGUAACUUGUGGAAUAGACACCGGUUGGAAUGUGAUUUUAACCAAUCAGCAUCCAGGAUUAGACCCAGCCGUUGUAUAAAUGAUGAUGCAUUUACAUGACACUUCAACAUUCUAUGGCAGCCAUGUUAGCUACCCAUUAACAUUACUUGGGGAAUAUUUAAACAAUUUGAAUUAGAACAAUAUUCACAAUUCUAAAAGUUGGCCUAACUCUUUAAAUAUAUGGCUCUGAUCACGACCAUCCAAUGAAUGAAAGAAGUGACGUCACAAUCAGUUCCAACAAGUGGAAAAGAAUAAACACAAACUCUUCCAUUUUCAAGAGUGUCACAGUAAUUUACCAACGUCUACAUCGCCGAUUCUCCAGUCAUGUCUUAUUCUGUGCCUAGUGAACUGCAGUGUGUCUUGUCUUCAUGCACAGUCCUGUCAUUGUCGUGCCGCGCAUUAGUGACAGAAUAUACAUUACUUGGUGGAAUCUAAUUAGAGGUCCCCUAACGACCUAAUAGGCGUGUCUCCUGCUGCAUGUACAGUAGAGAGAAGGCUAUUAAUCCAAGGACAACCUCUGUCUCUUCAGACAACAAGCUGAGUGUAGUACGCUGGCAGUCUUUCCAUCCGCUCUUGAAGAAUGUUGAUUGAGUAACAAAUGACAUCUUGUUUAGCCCUUAGCUGCCAGCGAUGAGACUUGCUCUCUCUUCAUUGGUGACAAGUUCAGUAUUGUCGUGCGUGAGUCCAUUCUGAGCAGGGCCAGUCUUCUAUGUGAGCUAUGUGGAUGACAGACGACAGCACUGGUGUUGAGCAAAAAUGCUGAUUCUAUACUAUCGUUAUGUGCAAAGUGUGCAUCUGUGUCUGUGGUCAAAUCAGGUGCUUCUAGGACUUUUGUUUUGUAGUACAGACCUCUUUUGUUUUCUUACAACCUCAAGAUGUUGUUACUAGUAUUGGAGUAAAGGGGAGCAAGCGUUUACAGUUGUCUGCUGCGGUCCCGGAGCUAAAAAAAAAGUAUUUCUGAAUGUUCCUGUGUGAUGAUGAGGACUACAACUUUACAACUGUGGUACCGACCUACGUUGACCUGAGUUGUUUCUUCUCUCUAUUGAUUAAACGAGGAAUGAUGAAGAAAGCCAGAAGCUACUGCUAAAAGGAGACAAACAUCUACUAUCAGGAGUUCAACCAGCAUGGCAAAUGGUUUAUGGUCCAGAGCCACCUGGAGGGCUCUAAGUUCCACCUACACCAGGCCCAAAGUCAGCAGGUCAAGCAGUACCUGACGCUGGGUUCCAAGGUGGCCGGGGGACAGGGGGGCCACCCUCACCCCAAUUGCCAGGGAGGGCAGCUCCUGGGCACCGUUCAAGUGAUGAGGAACGGCCACCUGGCCCCCCUCAGCGAUGGCAGCACCCCCAGCAGCCCUGUUACACUGCUGACCCUGGCAUCAAACCAUGACAGUGAGUUUCCAAUGGAUGAUGUUAUUGAUGACUUGAUUAGCCUGGAGUCCGGGUUCAAUGACAGGGGCUUGGAUUGUAUGGAUCCCAGCAUCAUAAUGCAAAACAACGUGCUCAGCAGCAGCAUGCUAGACAUCUAUGGGGGUGAACCAGGUAUGACUACAGCCCCUCAUGGCCGAAUGACACCCACCUCACGCCCCACUAUGCUCACUACUGUAAAAAGGGAAGUCACAGAACAUGAAACGAGAGUGAUGGCCAAAGAACGACAGAAGAAAGACAACCACAACUUGAUUGAAAGAAGAAGAAGGUACAACAUCAACUACAGAAUCAAAGAACUUGGAACAAUGAUACCAAAGUCUAAUGACCCGUUAUCUUUUAUGUCCCUCUGCCGUAGUGAUAUGCGCUGGAACAAAGGCACCAUUCUCAAGGCGUCGGUGGAGUACAUCAAGUGGCUGCAGAAGGAGCAGCAGCACGCCAGAGAGCUGGAGAACAGGCAGAAGAAGAUGGAGCAGGCCAACAGGAGGCUACUGCUCAGGAUCCAGGAGUUGGAGAUCCAGGCCCGUGCUCAUGGCCUCCCCAGCAUGGCCACUGCCCUGGGUACUGUAGAGCUCUCCUCCCACCUCCUCAAACAACAAGAACAACAGCAGCAGCCCUUGGCUCCGCAGUCACUGCAGGGUCUCCAGCCAUCCCUGUACCAGGAAGAACUGAACGGGGAGUACCUCCAGAGGACCUCCAUGCCAGCCAUGGUCACCGGGGUUACAGACCAGGGUCAGGGGGUGGUUGAUGACUCCACCACUUUCUCCGACCCGCUGUCUCACUUCACAGACUUCUUCAGCUCCACGCUCAAAGAGGAGCAACGGCUAGACGAGAUCCUCAUGGACAACCCGCUCUCGCCUUUCGGCACCGACCCGCUUCUCUCCGCCGGCUCGCCCGACGCCUCCAAGGACUCCAGUCACAGGAGCAGCUUCAGCUCGGACGAUGGCGACGAUGACCUAUGAUCCCUGACCCCUCCGCGACCCCGUGUCAAAGGUCAAAGGACAAACAGCAGUUGGUCACCCUCAAACAAAGUGGUGCAGGGAUUUGUUCCAGCCCAGCACCAACACAUCCGAUUCCACUGACCAGCUCGAAUCAUUGAGAGCUUGAUUCGUGGGCUCAGGUGUGUUAAUGCUGGGCCGGAGCCUGCACCCCCUGUGGCUCUCCAGGACCAGGGUUAGUUACCAUGGGCACUCCCACUUUUUGAAAACUUUGAUCGAGAGUGCAUACAGCACCUCUGCCUCGCAGACAGAACCAGACUCAAGAGAAAAUGGGAGAAAGACAAUCGGUCCAUACUGAUCAUAUAAUACUGCAUUGGACACUGGGGUUGUUGAACACCACUGUAAACUAUGCAGACUACUUCACCGUACCUAUCAUGUGUCUUUGCGACAUGCCAAAAGAGGAUUGUUUCCUUUUCAGAGGUAUAGUAUUACUGUUAUUGUAUGAAAGGACUUUAAACCAUUGAGAUUCACUGAUGGGCCCUAUCGAGAGCUAGUUACUGGUGGUUCCUCUUCCAAACAGAAAUUAAAAUGGAACAGUGAUACUAGCCGAAAAAGCCUAACACGUCCUUCGUUCAUCUUUACAUUUAUUUUUAUAAAAUGUUUUAUGUAUUUAUAUGUGUUUUAAUCCAUGUAUUCCUAAAAAAACAUGACAUUAUCUAACAUGCUCUCUUUUCUAUUGGUGGGGGUGGGGAAAAUAUAAUAAACCCCUUUUUUUAAUAAAUCA
This is a messenger RNA of Oncorhynchus masou masou (cherry salmon), 3590 nucleotides long. RefSeq names its product transcription factor EC-like. The record is from RefSeq and is a predicted model, not a curated record. NCBI's taxonomy places the organism in Eukaryota, Metazoa, Chordata, Actinopteri, Salmoniformes, Salmonidae. The transcript has 8 exons. Gene Ontology annotation, cellular component: nucleus. The coding region runs from base 1586 to 2830 and encodes 414 amino acids. Gene Ontology annotation, molecular function: RNA polymerase II cis-regulatory region sequence-specific DNA binding; protein dimerization activity; DNA-binding transcription factor activity, RNA polymerase II-specific. Gene Ontology annotation, biological process: regulation of transcription by RNA polymerase II.